UACGAGUGCAGCGUUUCCCGAGAACGGCGUCUCGUUUUACUGCAGCGAUUAUUCGAAUCGCUUAACGGCAGGUGAAAUGGAAAUUGAUCGAUUAAAAAAUUGAAAUAUAGCUAAUUUGAUUAUUUGUUGUCGUGAAACAAUUUCUUUUGCUACAAAUGGGAAUUAAACGAUUUAAAAAAAAUCGAUUACGUAAUGUUAUUGUGCUUUAUAAACAGGUGUACCUAUUACAAAAAUUUAUGAAAAAAUAAAAGUUAUCU
This is a messenger RNA of Phyllotreta striolata, 257 nucleotides long. The record is from the annotation of a GenBank genome assembly. NCBI's taxonomy places the organism in Eukaryota, Metazoa, Arthropoda, Insecta, Coleoptera, Chrysomelidae.